AUGUCAAAUAAUGGAAUAAACUAUUCUAUGUAUAAUACUUAUCCAUAUACUCAAAUCGUUCAACAGCAACCUUUAUAUGGACAACGAUUUUCUAAUCGUCAUCUACAACCACCAAUAUCAUAUAAUGCAGGUUAUCAAAUGUAUCCUUCUAUGCAAAAUCAACCACAAUAUAAUAAUAGUUAUGAUCAUCUUAUUCAAUCAGCUGCUGAAACACUUGCUGCCUUUACUAGUCCAUCUGAACAAACAAUAUUAAAUAAACAUCAAGCACAUAUACCUCAAAAGAAUUUUCAUCGUCGUUCCGUAAAUAAUUCGUCUUCUGAUGCUAAAAAUUCAACACGUAUUUAUUAUUGUGAAACAUGUCGUAUAGCAUGUGGUGGUCUUUCUUCAUAUCAAGCACAUAUAAAAGGUUCAAAACAUUUAAAAAAAGAAACAAAUUCUCAAAAUCAACCAACAAAUUCGAAUACAUUUCGUUGUGAAUUAUGUGAUAUUAUUUGUACAAGUUCUGAUGCUUAUAAAUCACAUUUAGAUGGUAGUAAACAUGAUAAAACUGUUAAAUUACAUCAAAAACUAGGUAAAAAAAUUCCUGAAUCUAUUCAACAACCAUCAUUGCCUAUCAAUGAAUCUCAAACUGUAGAAAUUAAAGAAGAAAAACAAACAUUAAACAAUAAUAUAAAAUCAAUAGGUAUGGAAUAUAUUGAAACAUUAUAUGAUAAUACAAAUACAAUAAAAUCAUAUUAUUGUAAAUUAUGUGAUUGUAAAUUUAAUGAUGCAAAUGCGAAAGAUACACAUUUGAAGGGCAAACGUCAUCAAUUGUCUUAUAAAAAAAAAGUGAAUCCAAAUUUUGAAGUUAAUACUAGUAACAAUAAUAAUAGUAAUAAAAAUAAAGCAUCAAGUUCAAAUGAAACAGUGAAACAUGUUUAUGAUCAACAAAUAAAUCAUAAUUAUAAUCAAACAGAAACUAAUGAAGAUACAAAAUAUUUAAUGAUGUUACAUGAACAAAUUAUACCAACACAGAAUUUACUUGAUGCAAUUGAACAAUUUGUUAAAACUGUUGAAUCAGCUCUUAAAUCUUGUUCUGAACAACUUUGUUCGUUGACAACUGCUGAAAACACGGAAUUAGAUACUAAUAAAACAUCAUUAAUGGGUAUAUCACGUAUUGGUUUACUUGUAAAGAAUCUCCUGAUAAAAAGUGAUCGUUUAUUUCAUCUCGUUGUUAUUUGUAAAGAAUGGCCAACAAAAAAUCUUUUUCAAAAUCUUUUUUCUUUAUUAUGUGAUAUAUGGAAAAAUCAAACUAAUAUUCAAUGUUAUAAACAUGAGGAUACUAUUCAAGUAUAUACAAAUAUUAAUGAAGAUCAAAUGUGUAUUUCAAUUUCAUUAACAUCAUUAUCUAUUCAAUCAAAUAAUGAUGUAAACAUAGAACAAUAUUUAUCCAAAACAUCUUGUUUAAAUGCUCUCAAUGCUAUGCAUUCAGUUCGAUGGUUUCAACAACAUGUCACUACACGUCAACAUGCAUCCGCAUUGAUUCGUUGUUUACGUUAUAAAACAAAAAUAGCACGUAAUUGGCAAUCAUUAUCAUCUGAAGCAAUUGAAAUUCUUAUUGAACAUACUUUAACAAAAUCGAUAUCACCUGUUAUUGCAUUUCGACAUGUUUUAGAAUAUCUUGCCGGUGGUUUAAUUUUACCAAAUAAUCCAAGUUUACGUAUACCAUGGCAAACUGAUUCAAUAAAAGAUGCUUUUGAUAGUUUAAAUAAUCAACAACGAAAUGAUAUAACUCAUGAAGCUCAAAUUGGUUUACGUUUUAUGGCAUUUGGUCAUUUAAAUAAAUGGUUUGAACAAUGUGAUAUACCACAAAUGAUGUUAUCAUUUCAAAAACGUUCAUAUUCUGAUGAUGACAAUGAAAGUAAUUCAGUUAAGCGACAAUGUACGAAAUCAGAAACUAUCGAAGAACACAACAAGAGUUAA
Messenger RNA from Adineta steineri, 1962 nucleotides. The record is from the annotation of a GenBank genome assembly. Lineage: Eukaryota; Metazoa; Rotifera; Eurotatoria; Adinetida; Adinetidae.